Drosophila subobscura is the source of this 1381-nucleotide messenger RNA. RefSeq names its product flap endonuclease 1 (gene Fen1). The record is from RefSeq and is a predicted model, not a curated record. Gene Ontology annotation, molecular function: manganese ion binding; magnesium ion binding; 5'-3' exonuclease activity. The coding region runs from base 117 to 1277 and encodes 386 amino acids. Lineage: Eukaryota; Metazoa; Arthropoda; Insecta; Diptera; Drosophilidae. Gene Ontology annotation, cellular component: nucleus. The transcript has 2 exons.
AAAAAAAAGAGCGCGCGUUUUGCAGACAAAAACUAAUUUUAACGCCGGCGUGACCUUUAUAACCACAAACAAAACAUUUAUUUACGUACACGGAAUUCAGUAAACACAGGUUUGCCAUGGGAAUUUUGGGCUUAUCGAAGCUGAUAGCCGAUUUGGCUCCCCAGGCCAUACGUGAGAGUGAAAUGAAGCAUUUCUUUGGUCGCAAGGUGGCUAUUGAUGCCAGUAUGUGCCUGUACCAGUUCCUCAUAGCAGUACGCUCGGAGGGAGCUCAGCUGGCGACAGUCAAUGGAGAGCCCACAUCCCACUUAAUGGGCAUGUUCUAUCGCACCAUCCGACUGCUGGAUAACGGCAUCAAGCCAGUGUAUGUGUUCGAUGGCAAGCCGCCAGAUCUGAAGUCUGGGGAAUUGGCCAAGCGUGCCGAGCGCCGCGAGGAGGCGGAGAAGGCCCUAAAGGCGGCCACCGAUGCCGGUGAUGAUGCGGAGAUCGAGAAGUUCAAUCGUCGCCUGGUGCGAGUGACCAAAGAUCAUGCCCGCGAGGCCAAGGAGCUGCUGUCGCUCAUGGGAGUGCCCUAUGUAGACGCGCCCUGUGAGGCGGAGGCACAAUGUGCAGCUCUCGUGAAGGCUGGCAAGGUGUAUGCCACGGCCACGGAGGAUAUGGAUGCGCUGACUUUUGGAUCAACAAAGCUGCUCAGGUACCUCACGUACAGCGAGGCGCGCAAGAUGCCCGUCAAGGAGUUUAGCUACGACAAGCUGCUCGAGGGUCUGGAGGUCAACAAUCGCGAGUUCAUCGAUCUGUGCAUCCUGCUGGGCUGCGACUACUGCGAGAGCAUCAAGGGCAUCGGCCCCAAGCGAGCCAUAGAGCUGAUCAACAACUAUCGGGACAUUGAGACCAUUCUGGAUAACCUGGACACCAGCAAGUACACGGUGCCCGAGAACUGGAACUACAAAGUGGCGCGCGAGCUGUUCAUUGAGCCGGAGGUGGCCGAUGCCUCGGCCAUUGAUCUCAAGUGGACGGAACCCGACGAGGAGGGACUCGUCAAGUUCCUCUGUGGCGACAGGCAGUUCAGCGAGGAGCGUGUGCGCAACGGUGCCAAAAAGCUGUUCAAGUCCAAGCACGCGCAGACCCAAGUGCGGCUGGAUAGCUUCUUCAAAACGCUGCCCAGCACACCGAAUGCGGUGAAUGCGGCCAAGCGCAAGGCCGAGGAGGCCAAGAAGAGUGCCAACAACAAGAAGGCCAAGACCAGCGGCGGUGCGGCACGUGGCAGAAGGCCCAAAUAGUUGCUCACACUCCCAUCAUCAAAGGUACAAUUUCAUUUAAUAUUAACUUAACGCUAUUCAAAAUGCCUAAAAUUAAUAUAUAAAACUACAUCAAUCUGAGUUUA